Piliocolobus tephrosceles (Ugandan red Colobus) is the source of this 2185-nucleotide messenger RNA. It is a transcript of the gene DYNC2LI1, whose product is annotated as dynein cytoplasmic 2 light intermediate chain 1. Lineage: Eukaryota; Metazoa; Chordata; Mammalia; Primates; Cercopithecidae. The record is from RefSeq and is a predicted model, not a curated record. The transcript is spliced from 14 exons. Gene Ontology annotation, molecular function: dynein heavy chain binding. Gene Ontology annotation, cellular component: cytoplasmic dynein complex; axoneme; ciliary basal body. Gene Ontology annotation, biological process: intraciliary retrograde transport; intraciliary transport involved in cilium assembly. Bases 110 to 1231 code for a protein of 373 amino acids.
CCCAUGGCAACUCAGAAGGCCUCACUCACAGACUCCUUGCGGAGCUCGCCGCCCGAUUCCUGGCUGGGCCCUACUCCGAGCCCGUGACGUUUGCGGCAGCCUGGCCACGAUGUCCAGUGAAACUCUCUGGGAAAUUGCAAAAGCUGAAGUGGAAAAAAGAGGAACUAACGGAAGUGAAGGUGAUGGAGCUGAAAUUGGAGAAAAAUCUGUUUUCUUCAUUGGCAGUAAAAAUGGGGGAAAGACUACUAUUAUUCUAAGGUGUCUUGAUAGAGACGAGCCACCAAAGCCAACCUUAGCUUUGGACUAUACAUAUGGAAGAAGAGCAAAAGGGUACAACACACCAAAAGAUAUUGCUCACUUUUGGGAACUGGGUGGAGGAACCUCUUUAUUGGAUUUAAUCAGCGUACCCAUCACAAGUGACACCUUACGGACGUUUUCUCUUAUUCUCGUUCUGGAUCUUUCAAAACCUAAUGAUCUUUGGCCCACCAUGGAAAAUCUCUUGCAAGCCACAAAAAGCCAUGUAGACAAAGUGAUAACGAAACUGGGAAAGACAAAUCCUAAAGCAGUUUCUGAAAUGAGACAGAAGAUCUGGAAUAAUAUGCAGAAGGAUCAUCCUGAUCGUGAAUUAAUUGACCCAUUUCCAGUACCUCUGGUCAUAAUUGGAAGUAAAUAUGAUAUUUUUCAGGAUUUUGAGUCUGAGAAGAGAAAAGUAAUAUGCAAGACACUUCGAUUUGUUGCACAUUAUUAUGGAGCAUCAUUAAUGUUUACCAGUAAAUCAGAAGCUCUGUUACUAAAAAUACGUGGAGUUAUCAACCAGUUGGCAUUUGGCAUUGACAAAAGCAAAUCAAUAUGUGUGGAUCAGAAUAAACCACUGUUUAUCACAGCAGGAUUGGAUUCUUUCAGUCAAAUAGGAUCUCCUCCUAUUCCUGAAAAUGACAUUGGAAAGCUUCAUGCCCACUCACCAAUGGAGUUGUGGAAAAAAGUGUAUGAAAAGCUCUUUCCACCAAAGAGUAUUAACACACUGAAAAAUAUCAAGGACCCUGCAAGAGAUCCUCAGUAUGCUGAAAGUGAAGUUGAUGAGAUGAGAAUUCAGAAGGAUCAGGCACAUUUAACGAGAUAUCCUAUCAAGAAGCAGGACAAAACAUCACGUGUUGGGGAUAACCAGGAUUAUUUCCAAGGUGGGAUAGCCUUUAAGAAGCCGUUCCAAUCUGUAGAUUUGUGUACCUGCUAGCCAAGUUCAUUUUGAUGACCAAGCACCAUCUGAAGAACAGGCAGUCCUGGUCUACCACAGUGCAAAGAAAGGGUCCAGAUGCAGUUUGUCCUCUCCAGCUGCAUAUGAGUGGCGAGGUUUCCCCAGGUGAUAGGGAUAAUGACCAAACCAGGCAGAGAAUCAACUACUCUGUUUUGAUACUCCCUUCCCCUCAACAUACACACUUUUGAGUUUAUCGUUCAAAUUCCUAUUUUAAUUCCUGCCAUUUCAUGAACACCUGUAGUCAUACCAAAACUCACUGGCUUUCCCCAGCCCGCACAGUAGUAUUCCCCUGGUGAGAAGAAAUGAUUGGCAGGGCAAGGCUCCGUAUUCAUGGAAAAUCCCAAUGGAACACUCAACACCAGUGCAACGCUUCCGGGUCCAGGAGCUGUUUUGUUUGGAUGAUGGAAUCACAUCAGGAAAUGAACUAUACAGCAUUUCUGAAAAAACUGGGUCCGCAGUUUGAAAAAUCUAUGAUUUCAGUUGCACACAAGCCCCUUUCCGAAUGAGGACUGUGAAGACAGGGCCCAAAGUAUCUGCAGACACACAGAAGAUGUCCAGGCAGCAACUAGUAACAGUUCUGGGUGCCACUUACUGGGAUCCUGGAGCAGCUGGGCUGCGAUGGAGACCCGGCGCCGCUCACCAAGGGAAAUGCCCCCCAAGUUGUAGUUGCCAAUCAGUCGGUCUGCCACAUGGCUCAGACUCAGCUCUGCCAUGAUGGCCUCCACCUGCAGGAGACACAAAUUACAGGAAGGCUGGGCGUGGCUGUGGGUGCUAUUUCAAUUCAUGGGCUGGGGAGGACAUGAAAGAGGCAACACAACCCCCAAGAAUCCAAGGGCCACUUCCAGACUCACCACACCCUGGAGAAAGCAUGUCUUUGAUAAUAAUAUGAUCCAAUUUGACUUAAAUCAUAAUAUAACACGUGUCCGAUUUAAA